AUGUCACCCGUUCGAAGAAACAACAAGAAUAAAGGCGGAGGUAUAAUUAACACUCUUAUAAAUAAAUUACCACUUGAACUUCAUUUACCAGGUUAUCAGUACUGCGGUCCGGGGACAAAAUUAAGAAAACGGUUGGAUCGUGGUGAUAAAGGUAUCAAUCCUUUAGAUUCGGCGUGUAAAGAACACGAUAUCGCUUAUGAUCACAGCAAAUCUUUGACAGAUCGUCAAAAAGCAGAUUAUAUAUUAGAAAAUAGGGCUUGGAAUAGAUUCAAGUCAAAAGACUCAAAUUUAAAAGAAAAGGCUGCAGCGUGGUUAGUCACAACGGGCAUGAAGGCAAAACGUAAAAUUGGUGCAGGAUGUGGAUUCAAAGCUACAAUAAAGGCGGCUAAAAAUAAAUCUCGAGUACCUCGUGUCAUACCUAUACCGAAAACUGGUGGUAUGUUACCGUUGAUACCAAUUUUUGCUGGCUUAUCUGCACUCGGAGCGCUAACAGGUGGCAUUGCUAACGUUGUAAAAACCGUUAGUGAAUUUAAUAGAAAUGAACCUUCGCAUUUGGGCAGAGCAUUAUAUCUCGCACCUAAUAAAGGCGGCACGUAUAAAAUAGAGAAAGAAAAAGGACUAUAUCUCGCUCCACACGGAGGUGGUUCGUAUAAAAGAAAGGGUACCCGUAAAUCUUUAAAGAAAACUCCAAAUCUGCAAAAAAACUAA
This is a messenger RNA of Aphis gossypii (cotton aphid), 708 nucleotides long. RefSeq lists its product as uncharacterized. Gene Ontology annotation, biological process: arachidonate secretion; phospholipid metabolic process. The transcript is spliced from 3 exons. Bases 1 to 708 code for a protein of 235 amino acids. NCBI's taxonomy places the organism in Eukaryota, Metazoa, Arthropoda, Insecta, Hemiptera, Aphididae. Gene Ontology annotation, molecular function: A2-type glycerophospholipase activity; structural molecule activity. The record is from RefSeq and is a predicted model, not a curated record.